AUGCUGCUGGGGGCGCCCUGGGGAAGAUGCAGCCCCGGGCGCUGUGCACUCCUCCUCGUCCUGGCCCUCCUGCUCGACGCCCUGGGCCUGGUGCUCCUGCUCGUGGGCAUCUUGGCGGUGCUGGAUUACUGGGACUUCCUGAUCUACUCGGGGUCCCUUAUCCUGCUUUUCAGCCUCCUGUUCUGGAUCAUCUGGUACUCCGUCAACAUCGGGCUGCCUCUUGAGAAGCUGGACUUAUAG
Molecule: messenger RNA, 240 nt
Organism: Pipistrellus nathusii (Nathusius's pipistrelle)
Lineage: Eukaryota; Metazoa; Chordata; Mammalia; Chiroptera; Vespertilionidae
Source: the annotation of a GenBank genome assembly